Molecule: messenger RNA, 943 nt
Organism: Neocloeon triangulifer
Lineage: Eukaryota; Metazoa; Arthropoda; Insecta; Ephemeroptera; Baetidae
Product: L-xylulose reductase-like
Exons: 5
Coding region: 92-853 (253 amino acids)
Biological process (GO): xylulose metabolic process; glucose metabolic process
Molecular function (GO): L-xylulose reductase (NADPH) activity; carbonyl reductase (NADPH) activity
Source: RefSeq, a predicted model, not a curated record
CUCUCCAAUUGUGUCAGCCGUUGGAGCACCAAUCUUCUUCCAGGCACGAAAAAACAAAACAGCCUCCGCAGCAGUUUGAUUUUUAGUCGGCAUGUCUGAAGGAAGAACUCACAACGCCUUUUUUAAGGGAAAGAAGGUCCUUGUGACGGGCGCCGGAAAAGGCAUUGGCAGGGCUUUGGUGGUGCGUCUGUGGCAGUUGGGCGCCAAGCCAGUGGCCGUGACCCGCAGCCAGCGUGACCUCGACUCGCUGAAGGAGGAGCUCGGCGCCAGUCUGAGCACCGUCUGCGUCGAUUUGGCCGAUUGGCAGGCCACCAGGCUUCAGCUGAAGGAGGCCGUCCAGGGUGUGCACUGCCUGGUCAACAAUGCGGCCGUAGCGCAGCUCGAGCCCUUCCUCAAAGUCUCCGAGGAACACUUUGACCAGUCGUUUGGGGUUAACGUCAAGGCCGUGGUCAACGUGAGUCAGAUGGUGGCUGAAGACAUGAUCGGAAGAGGCCAAAGUGGUGCCAUUGUCAACGUUUCCUCGCAGGCUUCGCAGAGAGCCCUGGCUGACCAUGCGGUUUACUGCUCCACCAAGGCAGCUCUUGAUGCCCUUUCCAAGGUCAUGGCUCUUGAGCUUGGCAAGCACAAGAUCCGUGUGAACUGCGUGAAUCCAACCGUGGUGCUGACGGCGAUGGGUCGGCUGGGCUGGAGCGACCCAGUCAAGGCUGGCCCGAUGCUGGCACGCAUUCCAGUGGGGCGCUUUGCAGAGGAGCAGGAUGUGGUGGAAGCCGUACUUUUCCUGCUCAACGACUCCGCCGCCGCCAUGGUGCACGGCUGCUCAUUGCCAGUUGACGGUGGCUUCCUUGUCACCUGACCGUGGCAAAUUCAGAUAAAGCAGGGAUAAAAAAUUAGGAUAAUAUUGGUUUGCGAGUUCUUCAAGCAAAUUAAAGUUUUGAUUAUUAGA